AUGAGACACUUGAAUCUGACUUCAUCCAAUCACUCUCCUUUACUGCUUCAGUGGGUUUCUGAUGAUGAUUUGGGGCCUAGACCACUCAGAUUCCUCAAUGUUUGGACCAAGCACCAUGAUUUUUUAGCCUUUGUCUCCCAGAAGUGGUCGUUCCCUACUCAUCUCACAAGGAUGAUCGUUCAUUGGGAGAAGUUCUUCAGGCUGAAACAGGGUCUGCGCUGGUGGAACCGACAUGUAUUUGGAGAUAUUAUCCAGCAGGUGCACGAUACUGAGGUCGGGGUUGAUGAGGCUGAGAUAAUAUAUGAUAGAGAUCCUACACCGGAGCACCGUAACUUACUACAUCAGGCCCAGGCAGUUUUGAACCGGACCUUGUCUAUUGAGGAGGGCUUUUGGAAGCAAAAGGCCGGUUCACGUUGGGCAUGUGAGGGUGAUCACAAUACUCGAUAUUUUCAUGCGAUGGUUCAGGGGCGUAGGAUCAAAUCGCGUAUCAGGUCUAUCAGGACACAGGCGGGGGAAGUGUUAUCUACUCCUACUGAUAUUCAGACCUCGGCUGUUGCUUUCUACCAGGAUCUCUUAUCUGCUCCUCCAUAA
Molecule: messenger RNA, 591 nt
Organism: Olea europaea var. sylvestris
Lineage: Eukaryota; Viridiplantae; Streptophyta; Magnoliopsida; Lamiales; Oleaceae
Exons: 1
Coding region: 1-591 (196 amino acids)
Source: RefSeq, a predicted model, not a curated record